AUGCCGUUUCCUUUUGUUCUUCCGACAACUUCUUCGUUCUCCUUCUCAACAAGCUUCACCUCUGAUACGCAUCCCUCGCUGCCCCUCAACGCCAGCACCUAUCGCGGGGUAGUUCGCGAUGCUUUAAAGAAGCACAAAAGGCUUCCUCCGAGCUCUCAAAUCUCGAAUCUCAAUACUGUGAUAUCGAGUGUUAAUGGCUAUCUCCCCUAUCUACUGAUAGUGGAUGAAGGUUUAAAUAACAAGGGUCCAGCCCAUGUUACACUGAAGACUGCUCCGGUUAUCGAAUGGAGGCCUACUUUAUCUGGUGAAGUCGUUCCAGGACGUGAAAGGGCUAGAGUCAAAAUUUCAUCUUUAGAACAUGAGAUUGCCUUUGUAAUGUCCACAUUGGGCUUCACGCACGUUCUGGCAUCCCGAUCGGCCUUACAGCCUCUCUACUCAACCAGGAGCGAGUUUCUCGGGGCGCAAGAGCGCACGAAUGCCGUUCAAACAGCAACAAAAUCUCUACUUGAAGCUGCAUCCGUCUACGACUACCUUGCAAAUCGGGGAGAGAAAGUCACAGUCAGCCCACCAUGUCCCGAUGUUUCCCAAGGCAUGGCCCGAGCAUUGUCGUCGUUGGCUCUGGCUGAAGCCACCUUGCUGGCCGUUCUAAAAGACGACCCAUACCCAGCAAUAGUUGCCCAAGAUCGUAACAAGAACGAUAAAGAGUGGAUGUUUAAGGCACCCGAGAUCCCAAAGGUUCGCGCUCAUCUAUAUGCUCGACUUUGCCUGGCAGCCUCAGAGCAUGCAGCCAAAGCAUCAUCUCUAUGCAGCACAUCUGGAUCUGGAUCGCACAAAAUCAACAGCGCUCUUCUGAAGUACAUAGAAGAUUUACGCCGAACCUGUCGAGCUCGGGCUUGUCGUUUCUUUGGAAUUGAUGCAGAGCUGGGUGGUCAAGUUGCUGACGGGAUAGGAUGGGUUCGCGCUGGACUUUCAGAGCUAGGUGUCGAGCCUAAGGACCAUAGUAAGAAAGGUCUCAGCCUCAGUAAACUAAAGAAAGACUUCUCGGAAAAGCGCGAAGAUCGAAGAGUAGAUAAGGAGGCGGCAUGGGGAAGUGAUGCUGGCAAGUUGGAGGAGAUCAGAGUACUGGAGAUGCUCGACGCGAAAUGGAACAAAGUCAACGACACGAUGAACACACAAUUCGUUCCUCCCGUCAAUACCCUUCUCAGCAAAAUGCCAUCAGGCCGCGAGAUUCACACUAUCAAGCCUUACGAGAUCCCUUCACUCGACAACGACAUAGUGGAAGGCAUGCGGGCACCGCCAGACGGUGAUGAUGCAUAUGUCGAUGACUUGAGUUCAGAUGAUGAAAUCAAAGGCGAGGCUUCAGCACCUGUUGGUGCGUUCCCAGGGACGGUAAAUGAUUACUCUCGGAGCCCAAGCACGCCAGGCAAUGCAUACUACUAG
Molecule: messenger RNA, 1440 nt
Organism: Fusarium coffeatum
Lineage: Eukaryota; Fungi; Ascomycota; Sordariomycetes; Hypocreales; Nectriaceae
Exons: 2
Coding region: 1-1440 (479 amino acids)
Biological process (GO): cellular response to pH
Cellular component (GO): plasma membrane
Source: RefSeq, a predicted model, not a curated record